AUGACAAAGAUCUACCAUCCUAAUAUUGAUAAGCUGGGAAGGAUCUGUCUCGAUAUUUUGAAAGUUUUAGACAAGUGGUCCCCUGCUUUGCAAAUUCGCACUGUUCUUUUGUCGAUUCAAGCACUGCUCUCUGCACCAAAUCCGGAGGUAGGUUUUUUCUUGAGUCGUAUACUAGUUUCAUCUGCUUAUAAAUUUUCCAAUGUUGUUGAAUCAAAGGAUCCGCUAGCUACUGAUGUCGCUGAGCAGUGGAAGACUAAUGAAACUGAAGCGAUUCGCACGGCAAGAGAGUGGACACUGCAGUAUGCUCGGGAGUAA
This is a messenger RNA of Strongylus vulgaris, 315 nucleotides long. NCBI's taxonomy places the organism in Eukaryota, Metazoa, Nematoda, Chromadorea, Rhabditida, Strongylidae. The record is from the annotation of a GenBank genome assembly.